Molecule: messenger RNA, 438 nt
Organism: Plasmopara halstedii
Lineage: Eukaryota; Oomycota; Peronosporomycetes; Peronosporales; Peronosporaceae
Product: FOG: Transposon-encoded proteins with TYA, reverse transcriptase, integrase domains in various combinations
Exons: 1
Coding region: 1-438 (145 amino acids)
Source: RefSeq, a predicted model, not a curated record
AUGCAAAUUUACGAGGCCAAUGCCAAGACUCACGCAAAGGCAAUGCGCAGCACGAAAGCUGAAGGAUGGAGAAAGGCAAUGCUCGAGGAGAUCAUCGCUCUCCAAAACAAUGGUGUCUGGAAUGUGAUCAAGCGACUGGCUGGGGCCAACAUGCUGCACAGUAAAUGGGUAUUCAAGACCAAAACUGAUGCGAAUGGCGCGGUGGAGAGCCUCAAGGCGCGGCUAGUUGCGUGCGGGAACGAGCAAGUUUUCGGCAUCGAUUAUGUCCUCACCUUCGCUGCGGUCAUGGAUUUGUCGACAGUAAAGGUAAUCCUAGGCCUUGUAGCGACGUGGGUGGUGCCGGCAAAGCAUGGUGACAUUCCGAGCGCCUACGUCAAAGCCGACAAGGAGAAGGACCUUGAGAUUCUGCUCCAUGUGCCUGGCGGUAUGGACGUCUAG